GUUGUGAAUGAGCAGAGACACUAGUACAACCAGCCGAGCGAGAAUGGCAGACGCUUCAAAAAGAAGACGUACUCAGGUAGGUGCUCUCGAUGGCCAUAACUGAACAAGCAGAAACAUCUUCGGCGCCGAGGUCGAGCCGCAAGCCGCGAAGGGGAGCGAACGCAGCCAAAGUCUUGGAAAACCGGGGGCGAAAAUUUUCCGAGGUGUCCCGAUCUUCGCGCUGACACUCCUCCCAUGGCCGGCGCCAGUGCGUCACAAGCGGGCGCAAGAGAGGACGGCGGAAAGAAAAAGAUCAGCAACAACGGCGCGGCCUUCGACGGGUACAGAUGUCGCGCCGCGUACCGGAAAACGAUAUCGCUGGCGCAGAGCAAUCCAACAAGGAGGCGCGCCGCGCUUGUUGCUAGUCCGUCGCCCCCGCUGCGCCCGUGGCGCUUUUGGGCCGACCUGGCCCGCUGGCCAGCCGCUGCGCAGGCAGGCCCUCCGUCCGUGCCUCGCGGCGCCUGGCGGUGUUCUUUCAUGUAUCCCAUCGCCAGAAGGCCCACCCCGUUCGGGGCCGUGGCGGCUCCAAUAUGUCCGUGGCCGGCCGGGCAGGCCUUGGCUGUCUGUGUGACUGAGCGGCCCCCGUAG
Messenger RNA from Amoebophrya sp. A120, 627 nucleotides. The record is from the annotation of a GenBank genome assembly. Lineage: Eukaryota; Dinophyceae; Syndiniales; Amoebophryaceae.